Molecule: messenger RNA, 1161 nt
Organism: Lodderomyces oxycetoniae
Lineage: Eukaryota; Fungi; Ascomycota; Pichiomycetes; Serinales; Debaryomycetaceae
Gene: ATS1
Product: Ats1p
Exons: 1
Coding region: 1-1161 (386 amino acids)
Source: RefSeq, a predicted model, not a curated record
AUGUAUCAAAUUCUAGCAUGUGGGUCAAAUGGCAAUUAUCAAUUAGGUCAGAAUAACAAUGAUGAUCAAUAUAUAUUGAAACCCUCGGUAUUUCAAAGUACAUGUACCGAAGCAGCAGCAGUAGCACCACAAACUACAUAUACCGAAGCAGCAGCACCACCACAAACUACAUCAUUGUUGGGUAUUGAGGUUAAAAAGAUAGCAUGUGGAGGUAAUCACACAUUAAUUUUGUUUGAAAACGGUGAUGUUUACAGCUGUGGUAGUAAUGAAUUUGGCCAAACUGGACAUGAUAUCAACAAGAAUGCCGAUAUUGUUGGGAUUUUCAAGAAAAUUGAGACCCAGGAAACUAAUUGUAAAUGGACCGAUAUUUCGUGCACUUGGGAGUCCUCAUUUUUGGUUAAUGAUCAGAAUGAGCUAUACUGUUGUGGGAACGGUCUAAAGGGAGAACUAGGUUUGGGGUCACAUAUCACUAAACAAGACAGAAUUACAUUUGUGAAAAAGUUUGAAAGGACAGUUUUGAAACUCAAAUCGUCAAUGAAUCAUACUGUUGUGCAAACUGCUCACGGUGAACUUUAUGGCUGGGGCAAUUGUAGAAAAGGUCAAUUGGGUAAAAUCGAUAAUUCCUUGAUCAAAAAAGGCGCAGUUUGGCGACCUACUCUAUUAAGCUUUGGGCUUGAUAAUUCGUUAAUAGAUGAUUUCCAAUUAGGUAGAGAGUAUACUGCCGUAAUAAGCUACCAGAAGAAGAGUUUGCAACUAUAUGGCAAAUCAGUCAUUAAUAUGGAAGAUGUCAACAAGUACAACUUGGAAACUAGUGACAAGAUCGAAAAUCUUGAAUCAAUGUGGUCAUCGAUACACUAUAAGCUUGGAAACCGAAUAAAGUCGUUUGGAGUGAAUAGCCAUGGGCAAUUAUUCGACUAUAUAGUUCCCGCAAACAGGAUAUCUCCAAGCUUUACAUUUAAAACCGGGAGUGAGCACGGUUUGGUCUUGAUAGAUAAUGUCGUAUAUGCUUGGGGGUGGGGAGAGCAUGGUAAUUGUGGGAAAUCUCUAACAGAUCCCAACAAAAUCACUUUUGAUUACUUGAAUCCAAUAUUCGAAAAGGCAAAUAAAGUACAUCUUAUUGCAGGUGGCUGUGCAACAAGUUGGGUUGUAAUAGAAGUAUAA